AUGGCCAAAGUGCUUAUUGUUUUGAUUGCGCUGGUGUCGAUCGGAGCAGCCGCUCCGUUGUCCAAGGAGCCGGCCCAAAAGCUGCAGGACAGGAAAACGGUGAUGAGCUGGGAAAACGGGGCCAACACGAUCGCGGAAGUGUUAGGAAAGUCUUCCACCGGCCAGGAGCAGCAGCAACCGACCGGCGCCGAGUCUCGGUCCGAAGGGAUGGGCGACUAUGUCGAGCGUCAGGACGGUCGCUCCGGAGCCGGUUGGCUCGAGGAUCGUGAGGCACGAGCUCGUGAGGCUAUCGGGCGAGCUGAAGGUCGUGUGCCGGAGCGUGAAGCACGCCGGGGCACCGGAAAGAAGGGCCAGGCCAGGAAAGGUAAACUGUCCCGGGGCAGCAAGAAAGCCCAGCUGGACGAUCAAAUCACGGGUGAAGGCGACAACGGUUUCCCGCUGUACGACUUCGCCUACGGAGUGUACGAUCCGGUGACGGGCGACAAAAAGGAACAGUGGGAGAAGCGGGUCGGGGAUCACGUUAAGGGCAAGUACACGCUGGAUCAGCCGGACGGUACCCGGCGCAUCGUGGAGUACGAGGCGGACGAUAAGAAUGGGUUCGAGGCUAUCGUACAGGAGAUCGAUCGUAUCGACGACCGGAACGGUGGUGGGCCCGUCACGUGGGGCCACACGGAUGCGGAUGUGGCCCAAAGCUACUCUCGCCUCAAUAAGUACGACUAG
Molecule: messenger RNA, 720 nt
Organism: Anopheles bellator
Lineage: Eukaryota; Metazoa; Arthropoda; Insecta; Diptera; Culicidae
Exons: 2
Coding region: 1-720 (239 amino acids)
Cellular component (GO): extracellular matrix
Source: RefSeq, a predicted model, not a curated record